AUGGAGUCCGCGGCCGUCGUCGGCCGCAGGCUCCGGGUCGUCCGCGAGCUCUACUCCGCGCCGAACGGAUGCCGCGUGUUCCGGGUCAGCGACGUCCACGCGCCGCAUCAGCCCGAGUACGCGCUGAAGCAGGUCUCCUUCGGCUCGCCCGAGGGCCCCCGGGCGGUGAUGCACGAGGCCGGCGUCUUCUCCAGCCUCCGCCACGAUUGCAUCCUUCGUCACGUCGCCAGCUGGACCUCGGACGCGGACGUCGCGCAGCUGGACGACGACGCGCGGGUCCUGGGCGCGCGGCGGUCGAGGAUGCUGGGCGAACGCGACGACUCCACUUUCAGUCACCACGGAGACGUCAUCGAGGUGCCAACGUCGGCGCGAGCGUGCGCGGUCGACGACGUCGCGAUGCUCGCCGACGCCACGCGGCGGCGGCACACCUACCUCUACAUCCUCAUGGAGCUCGCGCUCGCCACGGCGUGGGACGCGCUCGGCUUCCUCGACGACGAGGACGAAGCCGCGAACGAAUCCGGCCCCAUCGUCGUCACCACGUCGCACGUCGACGACGCGACCCGAUGGAGGUGGACGAUAUCCACCGCGAGGGCGCUGGCGUGCAUCCACGGCGACAACGUCAACCUGGUGCACAGGGACGUCAACCCGUGGAACGUGUUCGUCGUGGACAGGGUCGCCGCGGGGGUGAUACGAGCGACGGGCGGGGGGGUGGCGGUUCGCGGCCGGGGGUACGUCCCGCUGGGGGAGAGGCUCCUGUGGGGACGCAAGGGCGUGGGGGGAGCGUCGGACCUGACUGUCAGCGCGAAGUCGUCGAUGUUCUCCGCGCCGGAGCUCGGGUCCGACGUGGGCGGGUCCGGAGGGGAUCCGGAAUGGUCCAGCUCGCGUCCGACGUUCAGGGGCGGCGCGGGGUACGGCGCCGCCGCUGACGUGUACUCGUGGGGGAUGACGGUGCUGUGCUUCUUCUGCGACGACGGGAGGGACGCGCGGAGGACGGUGCGGGCGGUGCGGGAGGCGAGCUUAGCGGGGCAGGGUAGGGGCGAGUUGGGGUGGGGCGUCGGCGGCGGGGGCGGGUUCGGAGGUGAAGGAUCCGUCGGCGACGGGAUGAUGCUGCCCAACCGCUGGGGCAGGCGAUGCCCGUUCCCCGGCACGUUGCGGGACGUGGUGGCGAGGACGCUGCGGCUGGACCCGGAGACGAGGCCCACCGCGGCGGAGAUCGUGAAGAUGCUGCUCGGCGCGCGCAACUGA
Micromonas commoda is the source of this 1245-nucleotide messenger RNA. RefSeq lists its product with no specific name. The transcript is spliced from 2 exons. Gene Ontology annotation, molecular function: ATP binding; protein kinase activity. The record is from RefSeq and is a predicted model, not a curated record. Lineage: Eukaryota; Viridiplantae; Chlorophyta; Mamiellophyceae; Mamiellales; Mamiellaceae. Bases 1 to 1245 code for a protein of 414 amino acids. Gene Ontology annotation, biological process: protein phosphorylation.